Molecule: messenger RNA, 1087 nt
Organism: Cimex lectularius (bed bug)
Lineage: Eukaryota; Metazoa; Arthropoda; Insecta; Hemiptera; Cimicidae
Product: coiled-coil domain-containing protein 134-like
Exons: 5
Coding region: 237-917 (226 amino acids)
Source: RefSeq, a predicted model, not a curated record
GAGAUGACAUGUUUACAUUGACAACUGCAGGAAGUUGUCAGUGAUAUGAUUGGGAGUUGAUGUGAUAUUAGCCUUUUAGCCGGUAAACAAGGUGAUUAGAUUUAGCGAGGAUCGAAUAUUUACUCUGUUGUUUAAACUUUGGCCGCCUGUUUUCACUGUUAGAUGUAAGUUUAAACAAACCUACUACAUUCGCAGCGACUAUUUUGUUAUUUUAUCCACGUGUGGCACUCAACGAAAUGAAAUUCUCGGCCAAAACAUUCAGCUUCUCGUUUUUCUACCUUCUUUAUGCCUUUCUCGAAAGCACUUGUGAUGACAACGUGGUCACAAACGACUCUGAAAAGGCAGAAGCUAUUUUUCGUAACCUUUAUAAGGCUGAGAGAGCAGAGCAGUUAGCUGCAGUUAAAUCAUUACUUAAACUUGGAAAAGAAGAUAAACAAAAACAGAUGGUACAGACCAUAGCACAGAAAGUUUUUGAGGUUAUUAAAAAGAGUAAAAAGACCUUGGAAAAUGCAAGGUAUAUACCAGGUGAAUCGAAUUUCCCUUGGGAUGAGAAUGUCAGAGAUGCGCUGUCUAACGUCCUGGAAAACACUGCAUUUUUUGGUGACAUAAUUUUGAGACUGCCAGACAUCUCUCAUGAAGUCCUCAAAGACAACUUAGAGUGGAAUUAUCUCUUGAAAUGGGGACUCUUUUUCACUAAACAGACAGCCCUUGUCGAUCAAAAGACACAUAUAAUGCUUACUUUGGUUAACCAGGAGAUGAACUACACAGAGAGGCAUGUCAAUUUCACAAACCCUUUUAGGAAAAAGUCUAUUGCUUUAGCAAAGGAAGAAAUCCUCUUGACAAUGAAGCCAAAGCCCAAAAAGAGGAAAACAAUACCUAAAGGUCCACGUCUUUCAAGGAGAACAGAUGAUCUGUGAAAAUGUCAAAGUUUUGGUUUCUUUGAUCACUAUGUGAUUAUUCUGUUUUGUUUAUACGUGUUUUAUCAUAUAAAACAAUCUUGGUGAUUUACUAUGCUACAAAUGUUACUUUAUUUGAUUUAACCUUAUAUUUCUGUUAUACAAUAAAAUAUAUUUCGGUUUUUCAUUAG